CGUUAACUGGCAUUCAUGGCCGCCCUCUUUACACAGAAAAGGUCAGAGAUUGGUGGUGGGUGCAUUGAUGAAAGUGAAACCGCAGCCAGCUGUGGUCCUACAACUUUCCCCUUGCUGGUUAUACUUGGUCACACAACCUACUCCGCAGAGUCCGUCCGUUCACUCGAGUCGCGCGCUCGGCGUUGCAUCUUCACCUCUGCUCAGCUAAAUAAGUGGCUGCUUUUGCCAAACAUCUCUUGGACGGAAACAGAGUUGAAGAAGAAAGACAAGGCGAUGAAGCCUCUCCCGGUGACCCUGGCUCUCCUGGCCCUCUUCCUCGUCGCCUCGUACCAGGACCUCACCGUGGCCGCAGAUGCAGAUGCAGAUGCAGCUGGAGCUGGAGAUGUUGGCGCCGUUCCGGUUCCGGACAGCGUGUGCGAGGGCAAGUGCAAGAACCGGUGCUCGCAGAAGGUGGCCGGGCGGUGCAUGGGGCUGUGCAUGAUGUGCUGCGGCAAGUGCGCCGGCUGCGUGCCGUCGGGGCCGUUGGCCCCCAAGGACGAGUGCCCCUGCUACCGCGACAUGAAAUCCCCCAAGAGCGGCCGCCCCAAAUGCCCCUAGGACUAGGGCGCUUCUUUUUCUUUCUUGGGUGGAAUGGGAUCUUGACGAGCCGGGUGCGUGGGAUUUAGGGGUUCCCCUUGUUUGUAAGCUUGAUUUGUUCGGGAUAAACAACGCAGAUCCGGUUUGAGUA
Messenger RNA from Triticum aestivum (bread wheat), 727 nucleotides. Its product is annotated as gibberellin-regulated protein 7. The transcript has 2 exons. Bases 16 to 597 code for a protein of 193 amino acids. NCBI's taxonomy places the organism in Eukaryota, Viridiplantae, Streptophyta, Magnoliopsida, Poales, Poaceae. The record is from RefSeq and is a predicted model, not a curated record.